This is a messenger RNA of Aspergillus versicolor CBS 583.65, 1536 nucleotides long. RefSeq names its product putative MFS transporter. The record is from RefSeq and is a predicted model, not a curated record. Bases 1 to 1536 code for a protein of 511 amino acids. Gene Ontology annotation, biological process: transmembrane transport. The transcript has 6 exons. Gene Ontology annotation, cellular component: membrane. Gene Ontology annotation, molecular function: transmembrane transporter activity. NCBI's taxonomy places the organism in Eukaryota, Fungi, Ascomycota, Eurotiomycetes, Eurotiales, Aspergillaceae.
AUGUCUCCGCGGGUAUCGGUCACUCAAGACCCCGAAGGGGAUGCUCACAAAAACGGCACUGAAAAUAUCGAAGUCGCCGAAGACGUUGCCAACGGUAAUAGGCCCAACCCUAGAAAAGAAGCCCCUGUCUAUGUGGCAGCCUUGUCUCCAGAUGAGCGUGCACGCGCUGAGAGGGCCCUCGUCCGCAAAAUUGAUAUCCGAUUACUACCAAUGAUCAUCAUUAUGUACAUUAUGAACUACUUAGACCGGAACAACAUUGCGGCUGCUCGGCUUGCUGGUCUUGAGAAAGACCUCAAGUUGGUAGGGGUGCAGUACCAAACCUGCGUCAGCAUUCUAUUCGUUGGUUACCUCUUGAUGCAGAUACCCUCAAACUUGAUGCUGAACAAGUUCGGAAAGCCGGCGAUUUACCUUCCCUGCGCCAUGAUUCUUUGGGGUAUCAUUUCCACAUGCACAGCUGCAGCUCAAAACUACGCCGGGCUUGUUGUGAUUCGAUUCUUCCUCGGUUUUGUCGAGGCCGCCUAUUUCCCCGGGUGUCUUUAUUUCCUGAGCGCCUGGUACACCAGAAAGGAGCUCGGAUUUCGCACCGCAGCGCUUUACUCUGGUUCUUUAAUUUCCGGGGCUUUCUCCGGGUUGAUCGCAGCUGGCAUUACUGGGAAUAUGGAUGGUAAAUUAGGGCUCAGUGCUUGGCGCUGGCUGUUCAUAAUCGAAGGAGCCAUCACUAUUGCAAUUGCGGUUAUUGCCAUCUUCGUCCUACCCAACUUUCCACGUACCACUGGUUGGUUAUCAACAGAGGAGAAACAGCUAGCAACUUGGAGACUAGAGGAAGAUAUUGGUGAAGACGACUGGGUCGACAGCGAACACCAGUCCUUCCUCCACGGUGCGAUGCUUGCAUUCAGCGACAUCAAGACCUGGAUUCUGAUGCUCCUAAUCCUCUGCAUCGUCUCCUCCGCCUCCGUAACAAACUUCUUCCCCACUGUCGUCGAAACCCUCAACUACGGAAACAUCGAAACCCUCCUCCUCACCGCACCCCCCUAUGUCCUCGCCGUAAUCACCGCAUUCGCAAACGCCUGGCACGCGGACCGCACAGGCGAGCGCUACUUUCACAUCACACUACCUCUCUACAUCGCCGUCGCAGCCUUCAUAAUCGCCGCAACAACCACCGCCGUCGCGCCCCGCUACCUCUCCAUGAUGCUCAUGGUCCCGGCCCUUUACACGGGGUACGUCGUCGCGCUAGGUUGGAUCUCGAAUACACUUCCGCGGCCGGCGUCGAAGCGCGCGGCGGCUCUGGCGGGGAUUAAUUGCGUGAGUAAUGCUAGCAGCAUCUAUGCGAGCUAUAUGUAUCCCGAUAGCGACAAGCCGCGGUUUGUCACGGCGAUGGCGGUGAACUGUGCCACAGCAUUUGUGGCGAUUCUGUCGGCGACGUUGCUGCGGGUUAUUCUUGUUAGGUUGAAUAAGAAGCUUGAUCGUGGGGAGGGUGUUAGUGGGGGUGGUGUGCCGGGGCAGGCUUCGGCCAGGGGGUUCAGGUUUUUGGUUUGA